AUGAGCUCCAUUUGUUUUCUCUCUUUGCUUUCGCAGAGCCUGGAUGGGGACCAAGCUGUGCUCCAGAGGAUCAGGAAAUAUGUGAAAGCCAUUCAUGCCUCUGGGCUCACCCAUGUGGAGAACGAGGAGCAGUACAGUGAGGCCCUGGAGAACUUUGGCAACAACCACCUCUCCCAGAACAACCAUGAGCUCUCCACUGGCUUCCUCAACCUGGCUGUCUUCACCCGCGAGGUCACCGCGCUCUUCAAGAACCUGGUGCAGAACCUGAAUAACAUCGUGUCCUUCCCCCUGGACAGCCUGCUGAAGGGGCAGCUGAAGGAUGGGCGCCUGGACUCCAAGAAGCAGAUUGAAAAGGCCUGGAAGGAUUAUGAGACCAAAGUGGGGAAGAUGGAGAAGGAGAAGGAGCGAGCGCGCUUGGCUGGGGUCAUCCAGGCUGAGAUGACAGCAGCAGAGGUGGCUGAGGACAUGCAGAAGGAGCGAAGGCUCUUCCAACUCCACAUGUGUGAGUAUCUGCUGAAAGCCAGUGAGUCGCAGAUGAAACAGGGACCAGAUUUCCUGCAGAGCCUCAUCAAGUUUUUCCACGCUCAGCACAAUUUCUUCCAAGACGGCUGGAAGGCUGCCCAGAACCUCUACCCCUUCAUUGAGAAGCUCGCUGUGUCGCUCCACGCGCUCCACCAAGCGCAGGAGGAGGAGGUGAAGCAGCUCACACAGACCCGUGAUUCCCUCCGCAGCAUCCUGCAGCUGGAGAACAAGGAGGAAAAUCUGAGCAGGAAGAACUCUGGCAGUGGCUACAGCAUCCACCAGCACCAAGGGAACAAGCAGUAUGGGACAGAGAAAUCAGGAUUCCUGUACAAGAAGAGCGAUGGCAUCCGCAAAGUGUGGCAGAAGAGGAAAUGUGGUGUGAAGUAUGGCUGUCUGACCAUCUCCCACAGCACGAUAAACCGUCCCCCUGUCAAGCUGAACCUCCUCACCUGCCAGGUGCGACCCCACGCCGAGGAGAAGAAAUGCUUUGACCUGGUGACACACAACAGGACAUACCACUUCCAAGCGGAGGAUGAGCAGGAGUGUGUUGUGUGGGUGUCAGUGCUGCAGAACAGCAAGGAUGAAGCCCUGAGCAAUGCCUUCAAGGGGGACCCUGGUAGCAGCGGGGCAGCAGCAGGCAUUGGGGUGGAUGGCAGCGUGCAGGAGCUCACCAGGCUGGUCAUCAGCGAGGUGAAGAACAUGCCAGGAAACAAGCAGUGCUGUGACUGUGGGGCCCCAGACCCCACGUGGCUCUCCACCAACCUGGGCAUCCUGACGUGCAUCGAGUGCUCCGGUAUCCAUCGGGAGCUGGGCGUGCAUUAUUCCCGCAUCCAGUCCCUCACCCUGGAUGUCCUCAGCACUUCUGAGCUGCUGCUGGCUGUGAGCGUUGGGAACACUCGCUUCAAUGAGAUCAUGGAGGCCACGCUGCCCGUGCAGGACUGCCCCAAACCCUCAGCUGGCAGUGACAUGGCUGCCCGCAAGGAAUACAUCGUGGCCAAGUACAUGGAGCGACGCUACGUGCAGAAGAGCAGUCGGGACGAUCCCCACCGCCUCUGGGAGGCCAUCCGUGCCCGGGACCUCCUGGCCCUGCUCCAGGCUUUUGCUGAGGGGCACGACCUGGCUAAGCCCCUAGCCAGCCCUGAGGGCCAGGAUCCAGGUGAGCUGGCGCUGCACAUGGCUGUACGCCACGCCGACAGAUCAUCCCUUCCCUUGGUGGACUUCAUCAUCCAGAAUGGGGGGACACUGGACCGGGUGACGCAGGACGGGAACACAGCCUUGCACUACAGUGUGCUCUACAACCAGCCCAACUGCCUCAAACUGCUUCUGAAGGGCAAAGCCUCCUUCACCACAGUGAAUGCAGCGGGUGAGACAGCUCUGGACAUGGCGAGGAGGCUGAAGCACAGCGAGUGUGAAGAGCUGCUGGAGCAGGCACAGGCCGGGAAGGUCUCCCUGCAGAUCCAUGUCGACUACGACUGGGAGCCCCCCCAAGACUUCACCUACGACAGUGAGGAUGAGGUGGAGGAGAAG
Acanthisitta chloris (rifleman) is the source of this 2049-nucleotide messenger RNA. RefSeq names its product ArfGAP with SH3 domain, ankyrin repeat and PH domain 3 (gene ASAP3). The transcript has 20 exons. The record is from RefSeq and is a predicted model, not a curated record. The annotation marks the transcript as partial. Lineage: Eukaryota; Metazoa; Chordata; Aves; Passeriformes; Acanthisittidae. Gene Ontology annotation, cellular component: focal adhesion; cytoplasm. Gene Ontology annotation, biological process: cell migration; positive regulation of GTPase activity. Gene Ontology annotation, molecular function: protein binding; GTPase activator activity.